Messenger RNA from Colletotrichum karsti, 1827 nucleotides. RefSeq lists its product as uncharacterized. The record is from RefSeq and is a predicted model, not a curated record. Gene Ontology annotation, molecular function: monooxygenase activity; flavin adenine dinucleotide binding. The transcript is spliced from 4 exons. The coding region runs from base 1 to 1827 and encodes 608 amino acids. NCBI's taxonomy places the organism in Eukaryota, Fungi, Ascomycota, Sordariomycetes, Glomerellales, Glomerellaceae.
AUGAACGACGCCAAACAUACCAUCCAGCUCCCCACGUUCCGUGAACCACCCUCACAGAGUCCAGAGGAAGCUCGCGCUAUCGUGGCAGCAUGGACAGACACAUUCAACGAGGCAUUGGCCAGCGGGAACAUCGCCGGCUUCCCUGAGCUGUUCCGCAAAGACGCCUGGAUCCGAGACUUCCUUACCUUAUCCUGGGACUUCCGCACCAUCCAGGGGUUUGAAAAGAUGAACGAAUACUUCCAGCAAAACCUGAAGGAAACAGGUCUCCGAAACGUCCGGCCAAUCGAGAAAGGUACCUUCACGCCGGCAUUCAGGACGGUCGCGCCCGGAGUUCACUGGGUCGACAGCAUGCUCGACUUCGAGACCAAUGUCGGCCGAGGCAAGGGCAUGGUGAGGUUGACGUUGGAGGAGGAUGAUUCUUGGAAGGCCUACAUGAUCAACUUCCAGCUCCGGGACCUGAAGAAUGUGCACGAGAGCCUGGGGAUCAACAGGCCGAUGGGUUACGUGGACCCCAAAGGAGGGAAUUGGAAGGAGAGACGGGACAGGCAGAAGGAGUUUGUCGAUGAGGAUCCAGUUGCGCUGGUGAUUGGGGCUGGCCAUGCGGGAAUCAACAUCGGCGUUCGGCUGCGACAUCUUGGUGUUCCGACUUUGAUGAUCGAUCGCAACGAACGGGUGGGAGACAGCUGGCGUAAACGGUACCGGACCCUUAUGACCCACGAUCCAAUCCAAUACUGCCACCUCCCCUUCAUCCCCUUCCCCGCCGACUGGCCCAUGUUCAUGCCCAAAGACAAGCUGGCAGACUGGCUCGAAUCCUACGCGACCAUCAUGGAACUCAACAUCUGGACAAACACCACGAUCGACGGGGCAGACUACGACGAAACCACAAAGACCUGGACCGCCACGAUCCGCAGGGCAGACGGCAGCACCCGCGUCCUCCGCCCGCGCCACAUCAUCCUCGCGACAGGCCAGGCAGGCGACCCCAUCGCCCCGACCUUCCCGGGCCAGGCGGACUUCAGGGGGACGGUAUACCACGGGAGUCAGCACACGGAUGCGUCCGAAAUACCGAAUGUUUCAAGCAAGAAGGUUCUCGUGAUAGGCUCCGGCAACUCGAGCCACGACAUCUGUCAGAACUUCUACGAAAACGGGGCCGAGAGGGUGACGAUGGUGCAGCGCGGCGGGACGUACGUCAUCACCGCCAAUAAAGGGAUCUUCGUGAUGCACAAGGGGGGGUACGAAGAAGGCGGGCCGCCGACGGAGGACCUGGAUAUCGCGUCCCAGAGCAUGCCGACGCCGGUCCAGUUCGCGUUGAAUGUCCACGGGACGAAGGCGAUUUCGGAGGCCGACCGCGAGAUUCUGGACGGGCUGACCAAGGCGGGCUUCAUGCUCGACUUCGGGGCCGAUGGGAGCGGCAUCUAUCGCAAGUAUAUCAGUCGUGGCGGCGGAUACUACAUCGAUAUCGGGUGCAGUAAGCUCAUCGCGGACGGCAAGGUCAAGGUACAUCAUAGUCCUGAAGGGAUCGAGAAGUUCACUCCUACCGGACUAGCUUUGGCCGAUGGCACGACGUUGGACGCGGAUAUCGUCGUUCUGGCUACCGGCUACGACGGGAUGAAGUCGACGACGCGGCUCAUCUUCGGCGACAAGGUUGCCGAUCGUGUGAAGGAGGGAUGGGGUUUGGACGAGCAGGGGGAGAUCAACUCCAUAUGGAGAAACAGUGGCCAUCCUGGUUUCUGGUUCAUGGGCGGCAACCUCGCGCUGUGUCGGGUAUACUCACGCAUGCUCGCGUUGCAAAUCAAGGCGCUGGAAGAAGGGCUCUAUGCCCAGACGUAG